Molecule: messenger RNA, 1138 nt
Organism: Austrofundulus limnaeus
Lineage: Eukaryota; Metazoa; Chordata; Actinopteri; Cyprinodontiformes; Rivulidae
Product: dehydrogenase/reductase SDR family member 13
Source: RefSeq, a predicted model, not a curated record
ACUAUUUUGUUAUUAUCUAAGCAAACUUGUACUUUAGAACUUUAAUAAUGAUCUAGUGUUGAUACUAAAAAAAGAAUGUCUAAGAAUCUAUGAUUUAUAAUGUAAAUAAUAAAGAUUUACUAGUUGGUUACUUUUACUUUACUUUUUUUCUUUACUGUCUAUAUUUGUUUAAAAAAAGUUUUGGUCAUUUUUUUUGCCAUGAUUUCUAAAACGGAGGAAAUCGAUACUUCCUUAAACAAACACACCUACUCCUGCUGAUACGUAAACAUUAGUUACAUCAUUCACCCUUGGCCUCAUAAAAAGUGCAGCUCUGUUCUGUAAUCUCUCAGCACAAAGAGCACAGUCACACCCUUACAGGAAGGAAGUGUAUUUAUAUAAAGCAGAAAUCACUCACUCUGCUGCCUGAGUUAAGUUACUCUGCACCUUGGCUCAAAGUCAGGAACAAUGUGUGGCCUUUGCCUGCUUCUUUGUUUCGUUGUGGUUUUCUAUAUUUUUCAUCAUUUUGUGGUGAAAGGAAAGAAAUGCACGAGUAAAGUAAAGCUACAUGGGAAAACAGUGAUUGUAACUGGCAGCAACACCGGCAUCGGGAAGACCACAGCCAUAGAUCUGGCUCAGAGAGGAGCCAGGGUUAUUCUGGCCUGUCGCAGUAAGCAGAGAGGAGAGGCUGCUCUCCAGGAGGUCAGAAGGGAGAGUGGCAGUAACCAGGUGGUCUUCAUGCAGCUGGAUCUGGGGAGCCUUAAAUCUGUUCGCAGUUUUGCAGAAACCUUCCUGAAGUCUGAACCCAGACUGGACAUCCUGAUCAACAACGCAGGCGUCUACAUGCAGGGUCGAACAGAAGAUGGGUUUGGACUCAUGUUUGGUGUCAACCAUCUUGGUCACUUCCUGUUAACCAACCUGUUGUUGGAUCGACUGAAGGAGUGUGGACCCAGCAGGAUUGUAAAUGUGUCCUCUUUGGCACACAACUUUGGAAAAAUUGACUUUGACUGCCUGAACUCCCACAAAACUCUCAGGAUAGGGACAUCUAACACGGAAGCCUUCAAGAUCUACUCUGAUAGUAAGCUGUGCAACGUUCUGUUCACCCAUGAGCUGGCCAAGAGGCUGCAGGGAACCAGUGUUACCUGCUACUCCCUCCACCCAG